Molecule: messenger RNA, 1545 nt
Organism: Aspergillus steynii IBT 23096
Lineage: Eukaryota; Fungi; Ascomycota; Eurotiomycetes; Eurotiales; Aspergillaceae
Product: putative short-chain dehydrogenase/reductase family protein
Exons: 2
Coding region: 461-1495 (344 amino acids)
Source: RefSeq, a predicted model, not a curated record
UUGCAGGAGCAGAUCUGAUAUGGUCGUCGAGUUGAGGCGUGGAGAAAGAGACGCCGUUGAUGAUCGAGAGGUGCAUGCGAUGGCACGGGAUCUCGCUAACCACAAGCUGCAGGCGGAAAUGCUGUCACUGUCGUUGUUCAUUCUUCCUGGCAAUUCAUCGCUGGCCUGGGAAGCGCAUCAUGAUCGUCAUUUUGCUCGACGGCAUGAUGCCAUAGAGGAUCCGGGAAGUGUUCUUCACGAUAAGUGGAGAUGCAUCUGAACCUCGGUCGCUUUGAUGAAAAUCACCGUUGUUCCACUCUUGUAUUCCCCUUUUUCAGGAUGCCGAGAGCGGCAGCUUCAUGCGCGCUGUUGACGAUCGAUUUUCACAAGAGACAGAUAAACCAUCCGAUCGCAACUGACUACUCUGCAUUCUAGCGUUUUCUUCUCAUUCCACCUGAUUUCUCUAAUUAAUCUUAUCAGCAUGUCCUACGCUUCUUUAGCUGGAACCCUCGUUUGCCAUGCCUUGCGCCAUCCCGGGGACUUUUACUCCAGCGUCGGGCCCACGCUUAAUGAGCUGAGCUUUGGCCUGGCGGGUUCUUCCUUCGAACCGCGACGAGAUAUAGGCGAUCUUUCGGGGAAGGUCGUCUUUAUCACUGGUGGAAAUGCCGGCCUUGGAAAAGAAACCGUCCUCCAGCUCGCCCACCAUCGUCCGUCUCGUAUCUACCUGGCCGCUCGCACCGAGAGCAAAGCCCGCGAUGCCAUUGCCUCAAUCCAGGAGAUCCUCCCGGAGACCGUCGACAUCAGACACAUAUUGCUCGACCUAUCGUCCUUCGACUCCAUUCGUGCAGCGGCCGAGAAAUUCACCGCGGAAUGCGAUCGCCUCGACCUGCUGAUCCUGAACGCCGGCAUCAUGGCCACUCCGCCCGGUGUCACUGAGGAGGGAUUUGAGAUCCAAUUCGGAACGAACCACGUCGGACACUUUUUGCUCACGCAACUACUGCUUCCUACGCUGCAAAAGACCCUCGCCAGUGCCGUUCCUGCGCCGGACGUCAGGAUCGUGACGGUCAGCUCUGUCGGACACAAUGUCUCGCCAUCCUUCGAGGUGAUGACAUCCACGUCGGCUCUGCAGGCCACAGGACCGUUCACCCGGUACGGCGCUUCCAAGGCCGCCAACGUCCUGUUUGCAGCCGAGCUCGCUCGUCGCUAUCCGGAGAUUCUUUCGGUCUCCCUCCACCCGGGGGUGGUGAACAGUGACUUGUACAAUCACACCAAGGAAGCGGGCAUGAUCUCCAACAUCGGCGUUCAUCUCACCUUCAUGGUCUCACGGGGAAUCCGCACGGGGGCGUUGAACCAGCUCUGGGCAGCCACGGCGAAGAAAGAGCUACUAACUAACGGCGCGUAUUAUGUACCUAUCGGGGUUCGCGGGUCGAGCAAGUAUGCCGACGACGUGGAUAUGGGUCGCAAGCUCUGGGAAUGGACCGAAGCUCAAAUUGCCGCGGUCUCCCGACCGACAUGACUGCGUAGAGAUUUAGAUUCCAAUGAAUAAUGUUUACAGGGACCUGCCGG